AUGACUACGAGAACUCCCCUUUGGCUAGACUGCGAUCCCGGUCACGAUGACGCGUUUGCCAUUAUUCUCGCCGCAGAGCACCCAAGCUUCGAUCUCCUGGGGAUCUCCACCGUUCACGGGAAUGCCUCCAUCCCCAAGGUAACAAUCAACACCCUUUCUCUCCUCACCGCCAUCGGCCGCACCGAUAUUCCGGUCUACUCCGGCUCGUGCAAACCCUUUAUGCGCCCUGCUGUCCACGCCCCGGAUAUUCAUGGCGACUCUGGUAUCGACGGAACAACUCUCCUUCCAAAACCCCCGGCGGAUAUCAAGGUACAGCCGGAGAAUGCGGUGUUGGCGAUGUACAAUGCGAUCAUGAAGACGCCAAAAGGCACUUGUGUGAUCGUUGCGACAGGAACAUUGACGAAUGUUGCAUUGUGCUUCGCGACGUUCCCGGAGACGGUAGGGCAUAUCAAAGAGGUUUCAAUUAUGGGAGGUGCCUUUGGAGAGCGUAGCGACUCAAAGGGUAACAUCACGAAAUGCGCUGAGUUUAACAUUUACUGUGAUCCUGAAUCCGCCCAAUCGAUAUUCUCGAAUCCUCUGCUUUCCGGGAGGAUAACACUUGCACCGCUCGACCUGACACACACCGUCCUCGCUGGUCCACACAUUCUCGAGGCCCUUCUAUACCCCGACGGCGACAUGACUAAGAAGCCAUCAAACCUCCGCCAGAUGCUCCACGAUCUUCUCACGUUCUUCUCCAAGACCUAUGUCGAAGUGUUUGGUAUUACCGACGGGCCACCACUACAUGACCCAGUCGCUCUUGCAGCAAUCCUGCCUACUGACGAGAUUUCGUGGGAUAUUGAGACAGUUCGUGUGCAUGUAUCGUGCAACGACGACGAUCAAGUCGGAAGGACGCUCAAGAGGCCCAGAAACCAGGAGGUCAAUGAGGUUCGUGGAGAGCAAUUGGGAGCACCGGGAGAGCUGGUUGAGACUCUUGUGAAGAUCCCGAGGAGCUGUGAUGUGACUGCAUUUUGGUCGGUUAUUUUGACGAGCGUGGCACAGGCGGAUGGAAGAUAUACCUGGGAGUAG
Molecule: messenger RNA, 1065 nt
Organism: Morchella importuna
Lineage: Eukaryota; Fungi; Ascomycota; Pezizomycetes; Pezizales; Morchellaceae
Exons: 5
Coding region: 1-1065 (354 amino acids)
Biological process (GO): purine nucleoside catabolic process
Cellular component (GO): cytosol
Molecular function (GO): purine nucleosidase activity
Source: RefSeq, a predicted model, not a curated record